Messenger RNA from Entrophospora candida, 421 nucleotides. The record is from the annotation of a GenBank genome assembly. NCBI's taxonomy places the organism in Eukaryota, Fungi, Glomeromycota, Glomeromycetes, Entrophosporales, Entrophosporaceae.
GGAUGCUGUAGAGCUCAAAGGGAAAUUUCCAAUACAGAGUGUCACAAUUGAACAAGCAGAAGUCAAAAGCAGAGGUGAAGUUGAAGAUGAAACCAAUAAUGAUCAAGGUGGUGAGUUAGAACAACCUAUUUGUGAUUAUCACUCAUCUGACAUUGGUGUAAUUGAAACUGAAUUGGACAUAUUAAGUCAUGGAACACUUGAGACAAUCAGUGAUAAAGAAGAGAUGAAAGAAGAUAAAGGAUUGUUGAAGAAGAGUUAUAUAAGCUGGGGAAUAAUUUGGGAUUCGAGCAAUAUUGAUGAUGAAGUAAUUGCAGAGCAUUUCACAGAAACAGAACUUCAUGAGAUAGACAGCACACUUAUUCCACAGGUACCUGAACUCUCAGAAGAAAUAGCUAAUUUUCUAAAUAAAUUCACUGGCAAG